Phodopus roborovskii (desert hamster) is the source of this 828-nucleotide messenger RNA. It is a transcript of the gene Eif4ebp1, whose product is annotated as eukaryotic translation initiation factor 4E binding protein 1. The record is from RefSeq and is a predicted model, not a curated record. The transcript is spliced from 3 exons. Gene Ontology annotation, cellular component: cytoplasm. The coding region runs from base 71 to 424 and encodes 117 amino acids. NCBI's taxonomy places the organism in Eukaryota, Metazoa, Chordata, Mammalia, Rodentia, Cricetidae. Gene Ontology annotation, biological process: negative regulation of translational initiation. Gene Ontology annotation, molecular function: eukaryotic initiation factor 4E binding.
CCGGGCACGAGAAGGGCUGGGCCGAGGUGCCGCGGGGCUGCUGGAGGGUCGUGGGCGGCACGUAGGAGACAUGUCUGGGGGUAGCAGCUGCAGCCAGACUCCCAGCCGGGCCAUCCCCACUCGCCGGGUAGCCCUCGGUGACGGCGUGCAGCUCCCGCCCGGGGACUACAGCACCACCCCGGGCGGCACGCUCUUCAGCACCACCCCGGGAGGAACCAGAAUCAUCUAUGACCGGAAAUUCCUGAUGGAGUGUCGGAACUCACCUGUGGCCAAAACACCCCCAAAGGACCUGCCAGCCAUUCCUGGGGUCACUAGCCCGACCAGCGAUGAGCCUCCUAUGCAAACCAGCCAGAGCCAUCUGCACAGCAGCCCAGAAGACAAGCGGGCAGGCGGUGAAGAGUCACAGUUUGAGAUGGACAUUUAAGGGACCAGCCAUAGGACGGAGUGAUGCUUCUGGGCCUCUGAGGCCUUUGGGAGGAGAGCCACAGCAGUCAGGCCUUGCACCGGGCAGAUGUCGGGUGUAGGCUGCCCAGUGCUGCUCCUCACUCGGCACCUGCUCCGUCUACCAUUUUGUGAAUACCAGCACAUACCUCCUUGUGCCUCUGUUGACAUUGAGCUGCUACUCCAGGGGAAUGACUCUCGCCCACACCUUGCAUCGAGUGAGUGCCAGGAAGUGGACACAGAGGAGCCCAUCAGAAUGGUCAUCCGGCAAUUUUAGCCCAACCUCUGGAGCACACCUACCCUUUUCUUAGGUUGGGUUACCUGGGAAAGCUACCCUUCACUUCUUUCUCUGAGAGGAAAUAAAAGCCACCUUUCCCCUAGGCCCAA